Molecule: messenger RNA, 870 nt
Organism: Dracunculus medinensis (Guinea worm)
Lineage: Eukaryota; Metazoa; Nematoda; Chromadorea; Rhabditida; Dracunculidae
Source: the annotation of a GenBank genome assembly
AUGAAUAUAAAUUUAUUUUCCGACACAGUUGUAUCAAUUCUUGAUGGUGCUUAUCAAUACAGCGAUAAUUUACUGAACUGCAUCGGUGUCGGUAGUUAUGGUCAUGUAUAUCGCGGUUUGGAUUUAGCGAAGGGAAAAGAAGUUGCUAUAAAGAAAUUAAUAAAAAGUGAUGUAAAACCGAACGAGAUUAAAGUAAUGAAGUCAAUAAACAGUCGCUACCUUGUUAAAUUUAUCGAUGUACAUAUUAGUGAUAUCAAUUUAUAUAUAAUUAUGGAAUUAUGCUCAAUUGAUCUUGAAAAACAUCUACAACUUUACUGCGAACGACAAAUUUUAGACGACUUUAAUUUGAGGAUCUUGACGGACAAUAUAUGCCAAGGAUAUCUAGCAUUAUAUAAUAAUCAAAUCGUUCAUCGCGAUAUAAAACCACAAAAUAUUCUUAUCACCUACGAUAACAAUAAAAAUUUUGAAAGCGCUAAAAUCACAGAUUUUGGAAUAUCACGAUUAUUAAAUGAGGAAAAAAAUGGCAUGUGUUGUAAUAUUGCCGGGACGCCUGAAUAUAUGGCACCUGAAAUCGCCGCAAAUAUUUUGAAAGAUUCGGAUUAUAAUCAUCAAGUUGAUAUGUGGAGCAUUGGUUGUCUCUUAUACAGAUGCAUUGCUGGACAUGUACCAUUCGAUGAAGCAUAUUUAUGUAAAUUAAUUCUAUAUUCAGCGUGUUCAAAUUAUGAUGCUUAUGAUAAACCAGAAAUGCCGGAAGAAAUGCCAGACCAAGAAUUUAUUAAUAUCGUAAAUUCAUUACUGGAAUUUGAUCCUAUAAUGAGGACAAAACCAGAAGAAUUUCAUGAAUUAGCAUUAGCAUGGGCAAAACAAUAA